AUGUCCACCGCUACCACUACUACCGUGUACAAGGGUUCUGCCAACGGAAAGGUUGUUGAACACCAUAUUCCAACAAACAAGGAUAUCUUGAAACCUGAUCAAGUUCUUGUCAAAAUCACCCACUCCGGGCUAUGUGGUACGGAUGAACAUUACAAGACCCAGGACAUGGUUCUAGGCCACGAGGGGGUCGGCGUGGUCGAAAGUGUAGGCGGAGCAGUCAAAGAUCUGAAGAUUGGCGACCGUGUUGGAUGGGGCUAUUGCCAUGGAAGCUGUGCCUUGUGCCAUUAUUGCCGGAACGGGAAGCAUGUCUACUGCGACCAGCGCCAGCUGUAUGGCAUGUCGAACCUAGAUCAAGGCUCCUUUGCAUCUCACGCUAUAAGGAACCAGUCAUUUCUAUUCAAGGUCCCGGACUCCAUCUCGUCUGCUCAAGCAGCCCCGUUGAUGUGUGCCGGCGCGGCCGUGUAUUCUGCACUUAAAGCCGCCCAGAUCCAUAAUGGCUCACGGGUAGGUGUCCUGGGAGUCGGCGGCCUCGGCCACCUGGCCAUCCAGUUCGCCGAACAAAUGGGUGGCCAUGUGGUGGCAAUGUCCCACUCCCCGGGCAAAGAGGCCGACUCUCGGAGCUUCGGCGCCUCUGAGUUUGUCUGCCUGAGCGGAGCGAAGUCCGGGAGCAGUCCCGAAGGGCUGAAGCUGCUGGAUGUCAUCUUGCUCGCUGGUUCCCAACAGCCGGACUGGAAGGCUAUCGUUCCAAUGCUCCGGCGAGGUGGAGCCAUUUUCGCAAUGACGGUUGAUCCGGAGGAUUUGAAAGUCUCGUACAUGGAUCUGGUGAUGAAUGCAAUUUCGGUUCGCGGUAGUUUGCCGUGCUCGCCUCCUUUGCACCAAGAAAUGUUGGACUUUGCGGCAGCACACAAGGUGCUCCCUGUCAUCGAGUCUUUUGCUUUCACGGAGAGCGGGAUCAACGAGGCUAUGGAAAAGCUUCGAAGUGGGAAAAUGCGAUACCGGGGAGUCGUGUCUCGGGAUUGGUAG
Messenger RNA from Colletotrichum gloeosporioides, 1023 nucleotides. Its product is annotated as alcohol dehydrogenase. The transcript has 2 exons. The record is from RefSeq and is a predicted model, not a curated record. Gene Ontology annotation, biological process: alcohol metabolic process. Gene Ontology annotation, molecular function: zinc ion binding; alcohol dehydrogenase (NADP+) activity. Bases 1 to 1023 code for a protein of 340 amino acids. Lineage: Eukaryota; Fungi; Ascomycota; Sordariomycetes; Glomerellales; Glomerellaceae.